Messenger RNA from Dicrocoelium dendriticum, 1959 nucleotides. The record is from the annotation of a GenBank genome assembly. Lineage: Eukaryota; Metazoa; Platyhelminthes; Trematoda; Plagiorchiida; Dicrocoeliidae.
GACGUCGUCCUGUGGACGAUGGAUGUCACCAGUGUGGUGAGUAGCAGUGAGCGAGAAGACUUGGAUGUCGAAUACCACCAAAAGUGUGAGCCUCUAUUAGCCGACAGCCUUCAAAAGACGUUGGAUGCAUUGGAAACGGAGAAGUCGGAACUGUUUCAACAGUUGCAAUGUCUAGUUGAAGACCACGCUAGGCAACAGGAACACCUCAUAACACGUUAUAUCAAUGCCGAUUUCCUUUUGUCCUGCUGUGAAACUAUGCUAUCUGUAAAGCGAACCCCUUCCCGGCACACUGUCACCUGUCCCAGUUCCGGUCAGUCCUUCACUUCCGAAAAUCCACUCGCACUGAGGCACUUUCUGGAGCCUGUUAGCAACUUAGUUUAUGAAAAACUGAAUGCUUCCGUUAAAGAAGCACAAUCUCGCGUUCGUCAGAGCAAUGACGAUCUGUUUGCUUGGAAAUUUGACCCUGAGAGUGCCAGUGGGAAGCGUCUCAUGUCUCGCGUACGUCAGCUACUGAACGAGAACGAGCGUUUGGGACGUGCUACCCACGCAGAAAGGAUCGCAGUCUUAGAAGCUGAUGCAGAAUCACAAAAGACAUGCAUCAAGGAGUUUAAGAAAACGCAUGAAGGAAUUGAAGGUGUCCUGGAAGAAGUUUACACUGAUCUGGAAGGACUACAGAACAACUUGCUUACCGUACACCAGCAAGUGAACGAAAUCGAGACCGCUAUUAACGUCAUGCAGGUAGAGCUGGAGAAUAGGAACCCUGGACGCGUGUCGGAGCUACUAAAGGAGUUGUACUCCAGUAUUGUUCAACAGCCGGAAGAAUUCACUCUCCAGUUGGACGAUCCAGAAAGAUGCAACCCUCCCAAUGAUGCGUAGUUGCCGUUCCGCUACGUUUGACGAGUCAUACUUAUUCCACAUGUAUAUCCCACUACAACCUCCUUCUUUCGCUGUUUUCUUGUCGUAGCUUAUCUUUCAACCGUGUCUGAAUGUGGCCUAAGAGAUCACAGUGAUCAUGUUCCGCAUGAGUUUUCCCAAUCUGACUAUUUGGCCCAAGAAACUGUUCCGUGCGAUCCACAAUUCGUGAUCGGUGAACGAUUAAUCUCGGUGUUUAUUCACACUCGGUUGUAUACUUACCGGUGAACCCGUCACCGACAUACGCGCGGAAGCACACCGACCAUGGAUACUCCGAAAAUAUAUAUGACAGACGAAUGGGACUCAUUUUGGCGCGCAACAGACCGUGUGGCUUGAUAGUCGACACUUCGCGGUAUUUGCCUGGCAAUACUGAUAGAAGCAGCUGGCACUUUCCGGUUUGCAAAGCUGCUUGGAUUGGUCAUACAACCAUGACGAAUCCGGGAAGGCAAUACGUGAUCUGCUUGUCCCAUUAGAACUCGGGGAUAUCCGAUUUCGAGGCAGCAACCUAACCACUGAGCCAGAAAUUCAUAACGAAUAUACUUAAGAUUGCUCAGUUCCUUGGUGCAUGUGAAUACACGGCAGGUCCCGCUGAAAUUCUCUCCGACACACACUGAGCAUACUGCGAUUCACUGGGUGUGCCUGCUGUUUACCAUACAAUUUCGCGCUUUUUUAUCAGCAAGGACCGUUGCCAUGUUUUCUCUUCUUUGUAUUCUCUCUGCGUUCUACACCACCCUUUUUACCGUCGUUCUUUAUUAUUGUUAUGUUAGUGGCGGCAACGAUCCACCGCACUUUGGUGCCCCGAUCAUACCGAAUUGAACUGAACCGAUAGCUACCAGACUGAGUAUCGUGUGAUUUUCGCAGUUUCUCUCGCUGAAUGCGUCGACAGUCUAUCAAUCAACACUGAACCACUGUAAACACGGCAUUCGCCUGUGUGUUUAAUUGGUCUACUUUAGCUCUCUUCGCAUGUGGAUAAUGUUUGCACCUAACCAUGUAUCGAAUGUGAAGGUUAGCGUAUAGUUUUUUUAGAUAAAGUGCUCUAUGGUCUGC